AUGGCUAUGCGUGUCAUCGUCGAUGGUGAUAGCAACAAGGUGUACAGGAAGGGCGAAAAGGUCACUGGAAGAAUUAGCAUCGUGGUAGAAGAGGAGGUGAAUGUGCAGUCUCUGAAGGUUGUAUUUGCUGGGAACUGCAUAACGAAAACAUCCCGGCCCUUCCACGUCAAUGGCAAUGGCGACGCCUCCUUAUCAAGACGCGAGUUCGAAGAAAAGAUUCGUCUUUUCAACCAAGAGAAGGAAAUCCUCCCCCAAUGUUCACUGGCCGCGAAGAAAUAUCAUUGGGCAUUCGAGUUCACAUUUCCGGAAUUGACAGAGCCACGAUAUCACCGCAUUGCCCAUGGAGCCAACUAUCUCAAAGAACCACAUCCACUACCUCCGUCCUUCCAGCUAAAAACAAAUGUGCAAAGCGGUGCAGCUCAGAUAUCCUACUUCAUCCAAGCCAGAUUGACCUUUAGCAAGUCAACACCGGUUAAACGAUGCAGAGUUCUAUUGCUUUACCAACCAACACCACAACUAGACACACCACGACACGCUCGAUGUACUUCCACAGUGCUGUAUGACCAGAUAUGGAAGUCGGCCAAAGACGUAGGAGGAGAAUCUCAAAGAACAGUCUCUAGAGUGCUCAGCAAAGUCUCACGGCAGAAGGCUUCUGCACGCAUCAUCCCAAGCAUUCUGUACCCCGAGACCAUAGCACCAGGACAGCACAUCCCUAUAUCAGUCCUGCUUAGGGAUACUCGCGACGGACGGAGCGAAGAACGUGGUGAAUGUACCAUCGAUUCCCUAUCCAUCACAAUUUCAACCUACUCAACAAGCAUGUGCGGCCACAGCAUCACCGAACCCGAAGACGUCGUGUCAAAACACGUCACAUGCAUAGCGCGAACAAACAUGAACAAACCCGCCCCCCUCGGCAAAACAAUAUCCCUAACCUCCAACUUCCGCCUCGUCAACAACGUGGAGUGCGUCCCCACAUUCAAAACCUACACCAUCACCCGCCGCUACGCACUCAACGUCGUCAUCGGCGUCAAAUAUGGGAAACAGCAAUUCACAGUCCGCUCCACUACGCCGCUCGAAAUCGUGCCCCGUGUGCCGCGGGAUAGAUCGCCGCCGCCGCCGGAAUACGACGAGGAUGUGGAGCCGCUGCCACUGUAUGUGCCGAGGGAGCCGGAGAAGGAGUGUGCGCCGGAUUAUGAGUCGAUUUUUGCGCUUUCGAGGACGUCGUCGGCGGCGGGGUCGUCGGCUCCGUCGUAUGAGAGGAGCGAGAGUUAUGGUUCCGAUAGUUCGAGGGCGCCGAGUACUGCUGCGUCGACUCCGGCGAGCGAGAUUGAGGAGCCAGUGUUUGAGCGGGAUGAUGUGAUGAGAACAGCAGUGCGGGCUUGA
Molecule: messenger RNA, 1380 nt
Organism: Parastagonospora nodorum SN15
Lineage: Eukaryota; Fungi; Ascomycota; Dothideomycetes; Pleosporales; Phaeosphaeriaceae
Exons: 1
Coding region: 1-1380 (459 amino acids)
Biological process (GO): ubiquitin-dependent endocytosis
Cellular component (GO): cytosol; plasma membrane; cytoplasm
Molecular function (GO): ubiquitin protein ligase binding; protein-macromolecule adaptor activity
Source: RefSeq, a predicted model, not a curated record